Paramecium pentaurelia is the source of this 549-nucleotide messenger RNA. The record is from the annotation of a GenBank genome assembly. NCBI's taxonomy places the organism in Eukaryota, Ciliophora, Oligohymenophorea, Peniculida, Parameciidae.
AUGUCUUAAAACAGUUCAACUAUUUCUAUGAAUAAUGAGAUCACUAAUUUCCUCACAUAAUAGAACAUAGAAUAAGAGAUAUUUGAAAUUCAAUAAGAAUAACAGUUUUUCUCUGAAAUUUUUGUAGAGAUUUUAGGAAUUAAUGUUAAAACUGUUGAAGAAAAGAAAAGGAAAGCUUCGUAAGAUAUAUAUAUAUUUAUGUUUUAGAAUUAUUAAAAAGAUUAAUAAAGGACUUAGAUAAACACCAUAAUAAUUAAGAAUAGUGAAUAAAAUUAGAAAAGGUGCUGAUUACACCAAGAAAUAUUCAAAUAUUCAAAUAAAAUCGAAUAAAUAAGAUGAUUACUUAAAUGUUCCAUUACAUAAUGGAAAUCAAUAAAAAGGGUAUUAGGAAACAUUGGAAAUUUAAGAUGAUUUGAUAACCUUUCCUUUAUCCUUGAAUUGUAACCAAUCUUAAAGUAUUUAUAAAAUAAACUUAAUUUAGAUUCGAUUCUCUAUAGUUUCCAAGACAUCAAUACAAUCAUCACAAAAGUUAAGAAAAAAAUAAAUUGA